Molecule: messenger RNA, 881 nt
Organism: Tarenaya hassleriana
Lineage: Eukaryota; Viridiplantae; Streptophyta; Magnoliopsida; Brassicales; Cleomaceae
Product: glutathione S-transferase U1-like
Exons: 2
Coding region: 37-708 (223 amino acids)
Biological process (GO): glutathione metabolic process
Cellular component (GO): cytoplasm
Molecular function (GO): glutathione transferase activity
Source: RefSeq, a predicted model, not a curated record
UACAAGAGGGAGGGAGAGAGAGAGAGAGCAGAUCCAAUGGCGGAGGAGGUGAAGCUGCUGGGGUAUUGGGCGAGCCCUUACAGCCGUCGGAUCGAGAUGGCGCUCAAGCUGAAAGGCGUUCCGUACGAGUACUUGGAGGAAGACGUGUUCAACAAGAGCCCUCUGCUCCUACAGCUGAACCCAAUCCACAAGACUAUUCCUGUUCUCGUCCACAACGGCAAAACGAUCAACGAGUCGCUCCUCAUCCUCGAAUACAUCGACGAGACAUGGACUCAGAAUCCCAUUCUCCCUCAAGAUCCUUACGAGAGAGCCAUCGCUCGCUUCUGGGCCAAGUUCGUGGAUGAUCAGAUUUUUUCAGUGGGAUUCAAAUCGCUGAUAAGAGCAGACAAGGGAAGAGAAGCUGUCAUCGAAGAAACACAACGGCUGAUGAUGUUUCUUGAGAAGGAACUAAUCGGAAAAGAUUUCUUCGGGGGCAAGAAACCCGGGUUCGUGGAUGUGGUUGCGGGUUCGAUGAUCCCGUUCUGUCUGACGAGAGGGUGGGAAGGAAUGGGGAUCGACAUGAUUCCGGAAGAGAAGUUUACGGAAAUUCACAGGUGGGUGGGAAACCUGAACGAGAUAGAGGCCGUGAAGGAGUGUGUUCCCCCCAAGGAGAAACAUGUUCAACAUAUGAUUAUCAUUCGCGAGAGAUUCAAAGCACCAUCGGCCUAGGGCAACGGCAUUAGAACUCAUGAAUCUUUAUGCUCUGUUUUCAUAAUGUAUUCAGAGAAUCUACUCAAUAGGACAGAAUCGAAUGUUUCCUUAUUCUUGGAAAGCUUUUCUGUGCUGAUUGAACUGAUAAAACGCAGUUUAUUACAGUAUUUGUAUGAGCUCAAGUUUACUCA